AUGACGACAAGGAGCAAGGCUGGAAUCCGAAAGCCAAAAACAGUUUUCUCUCUUCUAGCUCAGACAAAAUCUCCACUUCCAAAAAGCUAUAUUCAAGCUCUUUCUGAUCCAAAUUGGACACCAUCAAUGACUGAUGAGUAUGAUGCUAUGAUUAAGACCAAGAGUUGGAAACUUGUACCAAGGCCUCUAAAUGUUAAUAUUGUGAGAUCUAUGUGGUUGUAUACUCAUAAACAUGAUGCAGAUGGGGCUCUAAAAUGUCACAAGUCGAGAUUGGUAGCCAAUGGAAAAUCGCAGGAAGCAGGUGUUGACUUUACAGAAACUUUCAGUCCUGUUGUAAAACCUGCAACAAUACGCACGGUUUUGAAUAUCGGAGUUGCUCGAGAAUGGCCGAUACAUCAAUUAGAUGUAAAGAAUGCAUUUUUACAUGGGGAACUAGAAGAAACAGUGUAUAUGCAUCAGCCUCCUGGAUUUGUGGACAAAAAUUACCCUAACUAUGUUUGCAAAUUGCAGAGACCUAUUUAUGGCUUAAAGCAAUCACCAAGGGCUUGGAAUUCCAGAUUUGCAAAGUUUAUAAACCAUUUGGGGUUUGUGACAAGUAGGGCAGAUGCGUCGUUAUUUAUUUUAAGGAAAGGAGGAGAGCUUGCUUACAUCUUACUUUAUAUGGAUGACAUUCUCUUAACAGCUUCUUCUACUACUCUGUUGCGACAAAUAAUUGAUUCCCUCAAAACAGAGUUUCCGAUGACUGAUAUGGGCAAGGUAAAACACUUUCUUGGCAUUAAGGCUGAUUAUAAUGAUAAGGGGAUGUUUUUGAGCCAAACGACUUAUGCUCGAGACAUCAUUCAUCGGGCUGGAAUGAGUGAAUGUAAACCAUGUGCAACACCGGUGGACUUAAAGUCGAAGCUCUCUAACGACAUUGGUGAACCAGUCAAGGAUCCGACAGCUUAUAGAAGCCUUGCAGGAGCACUGCAAUACUUGACCUUUACGCGGCCAGACAUCUGCUAUGCAGUUCAUCAAGUCUGUUUGUAUAUGCAUGAUCCAAAACAGCCACAUUUGAAUGCUCUGCGACGCAUUAUACGGUAUCUCAAGGGCACUCUCUCACAUGGAUUGCAACUGGUUAAAGGGGAUAUAAGUGGUUUUACGGCUUACUCGGACGCUGACUGGGGUGGCUGUCCUGACACAAGAAGAUCUACAUCAGGUUAUUGUGUGUUUCUUGGUCCAAAUCUGGUUUCAUGGUCCGCAAAGCGACAGCCUACGGUGUCCCGUUCGAGCUCCGAAGCUGAAUACAAAGGUGUUGCUAACACAGUUGCUGAACUUUGUUGGCUGAGAAAUCUCAUGUUGGAGCUACAUUGUAACAUCACCAAAGCGUCCAUUGUGUACUGUGACAACAUUAGUUCGGUUUAUCUUGCUUCAAAUCCAGUCAAACAUCAACGGACAAAACAUGUGGAAUUGGAUAUUCACUUUGUUCGUGAGAAAGUAGCCAUUGGAGAAGUAAAGGUCAUUCAUGUUCCUUCCUCGUUUCAGUAUGCAGAUAUCUUCACCAAGGGAUUACCAACAAGUCUCUUCAAUGAGUUUCGAUCCAGUCUCACCGUCAAGAAUCCCGACGCUGCAACUGAGGGAGGGUGA
Molecule: messenger RNA, 1623 nt
Organism: Microthlaspi erraticum
Lineage: Eukaryota; Viridiplantae; Streptophyta; Magnoliopsida; Brassicales; Brassicaceae
Source: the annotation of a GenBank genome assembly